Tripterygium wilfordii is the source of this 2291-nucleotide messenger RNA. Its product is annotated as protein PLASTID TRANSCRIPTIONALLY ACTIVE 10. The transcript has 12 exons. Gene Ontology annotation, cellular component: plastid-encoded plastid RNA polymerase complex; chloroplast. Gene Ontology annotation, molecular function: RNA binding. NCBI's taxonomy places the organism in Eukaryota, Viridiplantae, Streptophyta, Magnoliopsida, Celastrales, Celastraceae. The coding region runs from base 52 to 2052 and encodes 666 amino acids. The record is from RefSeq and is a predicted model, not a curated record.
CUUUAUCCACUCUCAAAAGGAAAUUCCCACUCUCUUUCUCCAAUUCAAAGAAUGCAGAUACUCCAAGCACCUCACAUCUUCACAUUCCCUAAACCCCUAAACCCCGUCUUCAGACCUCGCCACAUCACAUGGCGUCCUCUCACCACCUCCAAGUCCAACUGCUUCAGGCCUGACGAAGUCCCCGUCGACGAGACCUUCCUUCAGAAGUUCGGUCCCAAGGACAAAGAAUCCGAGGACGAGGCCCGUCGCCGUAACUGGAUUCAGCGAGGCUGGGCUCCUUGGGAGGAAAUUCUCACUCCAGAGGCCAAUUUCGCUAGGAAAUCCCUCAACGAAGGCGAAGAGGUUCCCCUGAAAACUCCCGAGGCCAUCGAAGCAUUCAAGAUGCUCUCCCCUAAAUACCGCCUUAAGAAGAUGAAAGAAAUGGGAAUUACCGAGGACGAGUGGUACCAGAAGCAGUUCGAGAUCACAAGAGACGUCCCUGAGAAGUUGGAGACGUCUUGGGCAGCUCCGAUGGUCGUGCGUCACGUCCCGCCCCGAGAUUGGCCUCCCAGGGGUUGGGAGGUGGACCGGGAGGAGCUGCGAUUCAUUAGGGAGGCGCAUACGAUGCUGGCGGAGAGGGUGGACUUGGAGGAAGUGGAAAAAGCGGCUACCACCAACGCUGAGGAUAUUUGUUUGGACAGGUAUAAGGUGUUCUUGAAGCAGUACAAUGAGUGGGUCACAGCUAAUAAGGAUAGAUUGGAGGAGGAGUCAUUCAAGUUCGACCAGGAUUAUUAUCCAGGAAGAAGGAAACGAGGGAAGGACUACAAAGAUGGAAUGUACGAGCUGCCGUAUUACUAUCCAGGACAGAUUUGUGAAGGUGAAGUGACUAGUAUACACCUGUAUGAAGGAGCAUUUGUUGAUAUUGGAGGAGUGCAUGAUGGGUGGGUUCCCAUAAAAGGUAAUGAUUGGUACUGGAUCCGUCAUCAUAUAAAAGUUGGUAUGCCUGUGAUUGUUGAAAUUCUGGCAAAACGCGAUCCUUAUCGGUUUCGAUUUCCAAUUGAAAUGCGCUUUGUUUUUCCCAACAUAGAUCACCUGAUCUUUAACAGAUUUGAAUUUCCUCCCACAUUUCGCCGUGCUGAGGAUAAAAGUGACGAUGAAUUCCGGCGUGAAUGUGGAAGACCUCCUGUUCCUAGAAAAGACCUGGAAGACAAACCAGAAGAGGAACCACUGUUGUCAAAUCACCCUUUUGUUGAUAAGUUGUGGCUGAUCCAUAAUGCUGAGCAAAUGAUUUUGGAUGAUUGGGAGACUAAUCCUGAGAAAUACAAGGGCAAAAGGUUAUCAGAAUUAGCUGAUGAUGAUGAUUUUGAUGAAGAAAACAGUGUCGAAUAUACCAAAACUUAUUAUAAGAAAGCCUUGGUACCAAAAGUGAUUAUGAAACAAAGUGUUAAAGAGCUCGACUUGGAAGCAGCCUUGGCUGAGCGUGAGUUCCAUAAUAAUCUCAGAAAGGAAGCAGAAGCUAGAGGAGAAAAAUACAAAGUUCACAAGCUGAGGCGCAAUAAUGAAAUGGAUGAGUAUGACUUAAUGCAUUGGCGUCGAUCAUUUGAGGAAAGAGAAGCACUGAUCAGAGACAUUAGCUGUCGUAAAGCUCUUGGUCUGCCAUUGGAAGAGCCAGGGAAGUUUAAGCCAGCAAGUUUCUUUGGAAAAGAUCAAUAUGAUCCCGAUAGUCCGUUAUAUCGGUAUGACUACUGGGGAGAACCCAAGAACUCAGAAAAGAGCAGGCAAGAACGAAUGGCAGACACACACAACACAUCAAUUGUGGGCAAGGGAGUCCUUUGGUAUGAAAUGUCUUACGAAGAAGCCAUCAAGCAGAAGUUGGAGAGAGAAGCCCGUGGAGAGACGGUAACAGAAAAGGAAAUUGAACCAGACACCAAGAGAGAGGAUGAUGAUGAGGACGACGAUGACGACUGGGAUUACAGUUUUUUGGCCGACCCUAACUUCGAUUUUUCAGAUCAGCCUGUAGUUAAUGGGACUGAAUCUUCUAGACUUUCUGAUGAGGGUAUGUUUGAGGAUUAGUUUUGAGGAACAUGAUGUAUGCGCAUAUCAGUCUUGUGAAGAGCACCUCAUAUAAUAGAAAUUUGAAAUUGGAUUUCUGAUGGAACCCGGCCGUAAGCUAUCCUAUAACACUAGUUGCAGCCUUGCAGGGAAUCCUUUAAUGUACUUGACCGUUCGAAUAUAACAUCAUCAGUAGAAAAUAAACGAUGAAUAUUAUUUGUAUCCCAUUUUUUACUAAGUACAAGUUAUUUAUCUGUGAA